This is a messenger RNA of Notodromas monacha, 672 nucleotides long. The record is from the annotation of a GenBank genome assembly. NCBI's taxonomy places the organism in Eukaryota, Metazoa, Arthropoda, Ostracoda, Podocopida, Cyprididae.
AUGUCAAAGUUAACCCAAGUUUUGGCCUUAGAUCCAGCUCAUGAGCUUCGAUUUCAAGGGCCCUACACUUCUGACGUGAAUUCGCGUUUGGAAUUGAGCAAUCCAACCGAUCGCCCCGUUGCUUUCAAAGUGAAGACUACUGCACCAAAGCGUUACUGCGUGCGACCCAAUUCCGGCAUCAUCGAUCCCAAGCAAACCAUGAAACUCGUCGUAAUACUUCGCGCCUUGGACGAAGACCAACUCACGGAUCAAGUCAAGGACAAGUUCAUGGUCCAAAGUAUGUUCUGCGACGACGGCGAAGUAUGGAACGAGUCGUUGUUCAAAGAAGCGUCUCCGGACCAGCUCAUGGACUCGAAGAUCAGGUGUGUCUUUGAUCCUCCAAAGCCUAAGGUGGACGAAAAAGGCGAAGAACUCCCGCCAACUUCAUCCGCUUCUGACGUAAUCGCACAGCUUCGUGACGAAAACUCGCGUCUGAAUCGCGAGAAGCUUGAGUUAUUGGAAGAGUGCGCCAAACUUCGCAGGCGUCCUGUCGUAAGCGACAACAGCCCUGCAACCCAUCAAGUGGCCACUGCCGAGAAGCCGCCGGGAAUCAACUUGACGAUGGAGAUCCUAGCUGUUGCUUUUCUUAUAACAUUCGUCAUCGCGCUAUUCAUCGGCAAAGCCAUCCUUUAG